AUGAUACCAACUCCAAACUUGGAUCACAUAUCUUCUAAAGAUUACGAAAACGUAUAUGAACCUGCCGAGGAUACAUUUUUGUUACUUGAUGCACUUGAAAAAGAUGCGGAACUUUUAAGAAAUGAAAUCGCACCUUGUAUAAGUUUAGAAAUCGGGUCAGGAACUGGGUGCGUAUCAACGUUCCUUGGGAAGAUACUUGGCGACGGCAAAGCACCAAAUGGUCUUUUACCAAGACUUUAUCAUUCCGUUGAUAUAAUAUGUUGUAAUCCACCUUAUGUGGUUACAACUUCUGAAGAAUUAUAUUCAUCAAAAAGUGUUAUCGAGAGAGCAUGGGCUGGUGGAAUUGAUGGGAGAGAAGUGAUCGAUAAGAUGUUACCAUUAGUUGAUGAAUUAUUAUCAGAUAAAGGUGUAUUUUACCUUCUAUUAAUCAGUGAAAAUAAACCAAAUGAAAUUCGCGAAACGAUGAAAAAUGAUUAUAAUUUACAAUCAAAGGUUGUACUAUCGCGUUUAGCAGGAAGAGAAAAACAAUCGAUCUUGAGAUUCUGGAGAGAUAUCCGGCAAUAG
Funneliformis caledonium is the source of this 564-nucleotide messenger RNA. Lineage: Eukaryota; Fungi; Glomeromycota; Glomeromycetes; Glomerales; Glomeraceae. The record is from the annotation of a GenBank genome assembly.